GAGAAGCUAAAUGUUUAUUCCAUUUAUGAUAUUAUCUAUUAUAUUUCAGCUAUCGUACCAACUGAGGUGGAUCACGAUUGUGCUAUUUGUAUGGAUAGAUCACGUGACUGUGUAUUAAGACCAUGUAAUCAUAUGGUAACAUGUAAUCAAUGUGCCAAGAUGUUGUUUAAUAGAAGAGAUGGUUGUCCUAUCUGUAGAAAAGAUAUUUCUGAUACAAUUGUAGUUUAUCAUUCAUAA
Molecule: messenger RNA, 237 nt
Organism: Lottia gigantea (owl limpet)
Lineage: Eukaryota; Metazoa; Mollusca; Gastropoda; Lottiidae
Exons: 1
Source: RefSeq, a predicted model, not a curated record